Messenger RNA from Periconia digitata, 384 nucleotides. The record is from the annotation of a GenBank genome assembly. Lineage: Eukaryota; Fungi; Ascomycota; Dothideomycetes; Pleosporales; Periconiaceae.
AUGGCACCUGCAGCAACCGGCGGCAAGAAGCAAAAGAAGAAGUGGUCCAAGGGAAAGGUCAAGGACAAGGCCCAACACGCUGUCGUUCUCGACAAGACCAUCGCCGACAAGCUUAACAAAGAUGUGCAAUCAUACCGUCUGAUCACCGUUGCCACCCUUGUCGAUCGUCUCAAGAUUAACGGCUCCCUCGCACGACAAGCGCUUGGCGACCUCGAGGAGAGGGGUGUGAUCAAGAAGGUCGUUGGACACUCCAAGUUGAGCAUCUACAGUAUGUCUUCCCUGAUGCUAUCGGCGACUUGUUGCUCUCUAGAGCGUGGGAGUUACGACAGGAACUAUGAAUCGAAUGCUAAUAUCGCUAUAGCACGUGCCGUUGGUGGCGAUUAA